Messenger RNA from Thecamonas trahens ATCC 50062, 1163 nucleotides. Its product is annotated as ubiquitin fusion degradation protein. The transcript has 2 exons. NCBI's taxonomy places the organism in Eukaryota, Apusomonadida, Apusomonadidae. The record is from RefSeq and is a predicted model, not a curated record. Bases 106 to 1083 code for a protein of 325 amino acids. Gene Ontology annotation, molecular function: polyubiquitin modification-dependent protein binding. Gene Ontology annotation, cellular component: VCP-NPL4-UFD1 AAA ATPase complex.
GCGGACACACGGACACACGACGACACACGUCUCAGAGGAGAGGAGCAGGUGACCUAUCCAGAGAGCGCCACAUCCGUGUAGCAACUUGCUGAGUGUGUGCAUACUAUGGACUUUUUCGGAUUCGGGCGACGUGCCCAACCGACGACCUUUGCGGAGCGGUACCAGGUCUACCCGGUCUCGUUCCUCGGCCGGCCUGACCUUGAGACUGGAAACAAGAUUGUGCUGCCGCCGUCGGCACUGGACAAGCUUGCGCGGCUGUCGAUUGUGUACCCCAUGCUGUUUGAGUUGCGCAACGAGAACACUGGCUCCAUCUCUCACUGCGGUGUGCUGGAGUUUGUGGCCGAAGAGGGGAGGGCGUACAUUCCUUACUGGCUGAUGCAGAGCCUGCUGCUGCAGGAGGGCGGCAUCCUCACCGUCCGCAACGUCUCGCUUCCCCUCGGCACCUUUGUCAAGCUCAAGCCGCAGUCGGUUGCCUUCCUUGACAUCUCCAACCCCAAGGCUGUGCUGGAGAACUCGCUUCGCUCGUUUGCCACCCUCACCAAGGACGACGUCAUCAAGAUCCACUACAACGACCGUGAUUACUACCUUGCCGUUGAGGAGGUGCGCCCGGACACCCACAAUGGCGGCAUUUGCGUCAUCGAGACCGACAUGGAAGUCGACUUCUCGCCGCCUGUCGGCUACGUCGAUCCGUCCACAUUGGCUUCCAAGGUCUCCUCGUCGACUGCCGCGGCCUCUUCCUCAUCCGCUGCUGCCCCGGUCACCGCGGACGGCCUGGUGCUUGGCGCCGGCGCUGACGAUGCCAAGCCUAAGCAGAGCCCGAACUCGGACUCGGACUCGUACUCGGACUCGGACUCGGACUCGGACUCGGACGCUGCCGCCAAGGCCUCGUACUGGGCUAAGCUUGGUUCGGGGCACUCGCUCCGGAGCAGUGGUUCCACAGCUCGGGCCUCGGCGAGUGCGAGCUCCGCCAACGCUGCUGCCGAUCCGGCUGCUGCUCUCCCGCUCCGUGACCGCAAGGUUGCCUCGUCCGUCCCGGAGAACUUUACUGCAUUUGGAGGCAAGGGUCGCUCGCUUCGCGACUGAGCCCAAUGCAGGCCCUUGACUCUAAGCGCCAGAGGGGGCGAAGCAGGUGCAGGCACGUCGUGCGCUUGCGCUUCUACUGC